Molecule: messenger RNA, 1956 nt
Organism: Phialemonium atrogriseum
Lineage: Eukaryota; Fungi; Ascomycota; Sordariomycetes; Cephalothecales; Cephalothecaceae
Exons: 3
Coding region: 196-1956 (586 amino acids)
Biological process (GO): transmembrane transport; metal ion transport
Cellular component (GO): membrane
Molecular function (GO): metal ion transmembrane transporter activity
Source: RefSeq, a predicted model, not a curated record
GCGCCAACGGGUGCCUAGGGGUGUUCAGCUGAGUCUAUUUCAUCACAUUCAUGUCGCACACACAGCUCUCAGUGUAACAUAUAUUAACCCAGCUAGCCGCCGAAUACAUGACCGACCUGAAGGCUCCCAUUUCUUUGCCCGCUGCCUCAGUGUACACAUCUCCAGCGCAUUUCUCCUCUCGUUCGAGUAUCCCCCAUGAUGAUGAGCUUAGCGCCACCACCGCCAUCUACCAAAAAGGCACCGAGUGCCAAAACAUCACUAAAGGGUGGUUCUUCUGCCCGUAGACGCAAAGCUCGGGUCGUGAAAUCGUUAAAACCAAACGAGUACGCAACAGCUGUCGGGGGCUAUGCAGAUCUCCCCAACGGCUCAGGGGAAAAUUACAUACAGCUUCGCGACUUUCUCAAAACCGAGCCAAACGUGAUACAGUUUCCCCCCCACUCAUACCAGGACGACUUUGUCAUCCUUUAUCCCCUCGGGCCCGACGAGAACACCGCAGCGCCUCCCGCGUCAUCGACACUGUCGCGGCAGGCGCCCUCCGACUCGGAAGCGGACCAUGAUUCCAUGGACGAGAGGCGCCACGAGGCCCGAAGGUCCAUCCCCUUCCAAGACCCGCACGCGUUCUACCGUGACAGCCAGAACCGCAACGGCCCGCAGAGCCAUAUCAUCUUCCUCCGCGGGUACCUGAGCGCGGCGUGGAUCAAAAACAUUGGAGGCGGGUACUUCGUCGACCCUGAGUUCUUCUGCCGCCACCUCGACUUCCGGCCCGCGAACGACAGCUCCAACAACUUCUCCACCCCGGCUCUCCCGUCCACGUCGUGGUACCUGAUGGAGCUGCCCGUCAUCACCAUAGGGAUGCGGUCGGGCCCCAGGGGACCUCUGCGGACGGAGAAGAUUGAGGAGUUAAGGAAGCAGGGGGCUGAAGCACUGGAAAGACAUCACGGUCAGAUAGCUGAGCUGUCGUCUUCCAGAAUGACGGAAGGGGAGUCGAUGAUCAGGGACUUCUAUGUCUUUGAUGAAACGCAUUUCGCAGUGGAACAGCGUAUCUCUGUCUGCAUGCAGCCAGCCGAGAGCGGAGAUACUUUCAGCUUGCUUGUCUGGCUCGACUCAGGCGCCGACCUCCCGAACGAUCCGCCCUUUCCUUGGUCCAUCCAACCCCCCGAAUCCCACUACUUCCCAACCAUCCUCCACAGGCACAUGAUCGCGCUCAAGGGCCACCUCAUCUCCUCCGAAGACGCCGACCCCUCCGCGCGGUCCGCCUCCCACCUCCCGACAGACUACGGCCGGUCCCUGCACCCCGCCAUCAUGGCCGGCGACGCCUUCUACAGCCUGACCGAGGUGAUCAGCUUCGCCGCGAGCUCCGAGAUGGCCUUCCUGAACCUCCUCUCCGCCAAGCUGGACCGCUACACCUCCCUCCCGGCCGAGCAGUACUUCCAGAGCCUCCCGAACCUCAAGUACGUGAAGCAGAUCCUGGGGCGGCACGCCCGGGCUGUGGGCCAGGUGCUCUCCAGCAUCCGCAACGCCGAGCACCCGCGGUGGCCGCGCGACUCCUCCAGGCGGCGGGCGGCGGAGACGGCGGCGCGGGGGCUGGAGCAGGACUUUGCGCACCUGGCGGAGCGGGUCGGGGAGCUUCACGGGCGGGCCGCCGAGGCGGUCGCGGUGCUGAUGUCGAGCGUGUCCAUCUCCGAGUCGCAGAAGGCCAUUGAGCAGGCGGAGCGGGUCGGCAAGCUGACGCUCAUGGCGUUUGUGUUUGUGCCCCUGUCGUUCACGACGAGCUUGUUCGGCAUGAACGUCGUGGAGCUGGCCGGCGGGAAGCUGGGCCUGAAGUGGUGGUUUGCUGUGUCGGCGCCGGUGACAGCCGCGGCGGUGGCGUUGUACUUUGUGAAUGUGGAGACUUUGGUGCGGAGGGUGUGGACGAUGUUGAAGAGCUGGUGGUCCGAGAUAGGCAAGUUGGAUUAG